Messenger RNA from Nakaseomyces glabratus, 543 nucleotides. NCBI's taxonomy places the organism in Eukaryota, Fungi, Ascomycota, Saccharomycetes, Saccharomycetales, Saccharomycetaceae. The record is from RefSeq and is a predicted model, not a curated record.
AUGCCCCCAUUUAUACCCAAAUCACGCAGCAAUGCCGUCGAAUCUGUAUAUUUGCAUGGAUGGGUCCGAGACAUGUUGCUAGAGUCAAAGACCUCUCAAAACAUUGCAGUAAUACCAAGAGUCGACCCUGAUGAAGCCUCUAUACCUUUACUCAGCAGAAGAAUCUACGCUAACAGGCGUCAUUUUGUUAAAAUAACUAAAUUCUUUCAAGUACAUAAUUAUUCGGUCUAUGCAUCGGUAAAGGAUUCACAACACCAGAUACUUAGUCAAUUCACUCCCAAAUGCGUUUCUGAAUUUGAAAGUAGGAAUAGAUCAAGAAUAACUUCUGAUACUGUAAACACAUUGUUUAUGAUAGGUGAUGCAAAGUUGGGUAUUAUGGUUGUUGAUGAACUAAGGCAUUACUUUGGUGAAAAGAUCGUAUCUUUAUUCAAUGGGUUAGAUAUGCCCUAUAUUCCAUAUCUAAUCAUUAAUCAGGCUUUUAUAUUGGACUAUGACCAAGUUGAAGCCUUUAAAAUGACACCUUUUGUCUAUCAAUACAUUUAA